This is a messenger RNA of Paramormyrops kingsleyae, 2166 nucleotides long. Its product is annotated as transcription factor ETV6-like. Gene Ontology annotation, biological process: regulation of transcription by RNA polymerase II; cell differentiation. Lineage: Eukaryota; Metazoa; Chordata; Actinopteri; Osteoglossiformes; Mormyridae. The record is from RefSeq and is a predicted model, not a curated record. Gene Ontology annotation, molecular function: sequence-specific DNA binding; DNA-binding transcription factor activity, RNA polymerase II-specific. Gene Ontology annotation, cellular component: nucleus.
GCACAGCGCCCGAUCCGCCUCAUCUCUGCCUAAAAUCAAUGAGCGGCUGCCCGAUCCGCUGUUUCUGCUUUCAGCCUUUUCCAGGAAGAAACUGACGGCGGGCCACGAUGGGCCGAGAAAUGAAAGGAGGAAACGGAGAAGUUGAAUUUGUCCUUUGUGAACAAUGACCAUAGAUUGAAAAAAACAUUAACAACACAAACGGGCGCGCAUGGUUUUUAAAUGGAUCGCGACCGAAAAUCAAUGGUAGUGUGUUCAUGAAGGAUUAUUUUUUAAAGGAAAACAGGGGAAAAGUGGGGAAAGGGAGAACUUCCUGAAUUGCGAAAAACAUGGUCUGAACCUCCAGGCGAUGUGCAUUGAAGAUAUUCGCGGAUUCUUCAUAUCCGAUGUAUUUUAUUGUAUCCAAUCCCCAUAUAAAAGGAUAAUAUUACGGAGGGACGCGUAAUCAUUAUCUAUUGCUGCAAGGACUUUUGAUCGUGCUGUUUGUUGUACACAAGGCUCGGAGGGGAUCCCUUUUCAGCCUCUGAGCGAGUGCCCUACCAAACUGUACUUCCUCCCCCGCCCAUGCGCCAGCAUCACGGCCGGCCAGCCGGAUGGAGGAAGGGCCCACUCGCCUGCCGGCACACCUGCGUCUGCAGCCCGCUCUUUGGAGCAGAGAGGAUGUCUCGCAGUGGCUGAAGUGGGCCGAGCGGGAGUUCUCCCUACAUCCCAUUGGCAGUAACACCUUCCAGAUGAACGGAAAGGCGUUGCUGUUGCUCACCAAGGAGGACUUCCGGUACCGCUCACCCCACUCAGGCGAUGUCCUAUAUGAGCUGCUUCAGCACAUCCUGAGACAGAGGAAGACCCAUGGCUUACACUCCUCUAGCUUCUACCAGGGAAGCUUCCACUCGCAGCCAGGGGACCAUCAGCUUCACAGGCUUGAAGAAACGGUACGUCGAACCCCACAAGGUACAGAGCCCAUCCCUCAGUUCACUCCCACCAUUGAGCUGCGCCAUCGUCCCCGGUCGCCUCAUAACCCGAGGCAGCCAUCGCCAAAUUCCUGCCGCUCGCCCCCAAAGCCGGGCCUUCGUGAGGACCCCUCACAGCUGACCUCCCAGCUGCCCGACAGCAACCACCACCCCGAGGAACAGUACCAGCUGUCCCUGUCGCCAGCAGAGGGCGCAAAUGGCCGCUGCGUCUCGCCACAUGAGGGCGACUCGCACUUGGUGCACAGUGCCGCCGUGCACCCCAUCCUCCUUAACACACGCAUGUCCCUGGCCGAUUUCAAACGCGCACGGAUGACCCCCAUGAGUGGGCGAGAUGGGUCCACGCUGGUCUCCAAUCGGGAGGAGCUGCUGUACCAGAACCACAUCUUGGUGCCUUCAUCUCCCCUUGAGGAGCCACCUCUGCCCAUUGGACGAAUCGCAGACUGCAGGCUGCUGUGGGACUAUGUGUAUCAGCUUCUCUCUGAUAUCCGCUAUGAGAACUACAUUCGAUGGGAGGACAAGGAGAGCAAAGUGUUUCGCAUUAUGGAUCCGAAUGGACUCGCUCAGCUCUGGGGCAAUCACAAGAACAGGACUAACAUGACUUAUGAGAAGAUGUCAAGAGCGCUGAGGCAUUACUACAAGCUGAACAUCAUCAGGAAGGAGCCCGGCCAGAGGCUGUUGUUUCGGUUUAUGAAAACCCCAGACGAGAUUAUGAGUGGCCAGGCCGACAGGUCGGAGCACUUCGAUUCAGACCUCGACGAUCAGAUGUACGUAAAGGAGGAAUGCUGAAUGUGCAUGACACUCCGACAGAGUAACGUGGAUUUUGAAAAGCAUCUGAAACUAGAUUCCAGACAAGAGGAACUUAAACCUGUGGAUUAACUUUAAAUGCAUUUCACAUUCACUCUUUUAAAUUAGAUUUUAUGUGAAGUUUGCUAUAAUUUUGAUCAAUUAAAUCUUUUAUAUAUGAACCUAUAAUAAAACAUCCAAAGCAGUGUCUCUUGGAUAUCUAUUAUACAUGCUUGAUUUACGAUAUGGAUCCAGUGUUUUGGAUAUACAGUUCAUGUUCUUUAUGUGCCAUUUAAGUGCAUUUAUGUGCAUAUUUCAGGAUGUUGGGAUUUUUUUAUGGUGCUGAUAGACAUUCUUUGCAAAUGCAGAGCAGGAGUAUGUUCAGUGCAUAAUAAAUAUUUAAAAUUCAACAGUUAAA